CUCUUAACGACUGGGGAAAUGCAACCCCUACAUCCGAAGAGGGGUCAAAACAAAUGUCAUCUGGACAAGAGGUCAAUGUGGAAUCAAGUUUGUCCGCGUGGCUGAAGCCGGUAACUCAAGAUAACAACAAUCACUUUGGUUAUGUUCCUGGCCAAACUCGUCAUUUUGGAAGAACUCCUGUGGACAGGCCUAUCAUUGGGCUUGUUGCUACUCACUGGAAUGAAGAUGAACAUACUCGUGUCUCACCCAAGUGGUGGGAUGGAAACGGAAUCCCAAAUUCAACAAACAAAAUACAAGGAGGAUCAGAAGGUGAGUUGGCAUGCCACCCCAUUUGAAGAAAGGUUGGAAAAGGCACUGUCCGAAGAGAGUUUCAUCUCGCAGAGAAAAAACAUGGAGGGAAAGCCGAUUGUUUUCGACGAGAACGAUGAAAGUGACACAGCCCUUUCUCAGUUGCAAACGUCAUCCCAUCCGAAGUCCGUGGUUUCAUUCUGAUGAGCAUGAGUUUUUGUUGCUUGCUUUACAAGGAAUUUGUUGGUGGUGAAAAAAAAUGAGCUCUUAAAAAAGAAACCCUAAAUCUGAAGUUUGUUGUUGGGGAUAUAUGGUGAAAUUGGUAAUUUGGCCUUUUGCAUCUAAAGCCAAUGAACGAUCAAAGCGGAUAAAGCAAAAGUUUAUUAGUGUGUCAAUAUAGUCAUGCUUAUGUCAGCAUUCGGGGCUGCUUAGAAUGUGUACAGAAUUAUUGGAAAUUUUAUCACACAGAACUAAUUGCUUGUUGACAAA
Messenger RNA from Malus domestica (apple), 777 nucleotides. Lineage: Eukaryota; Viridiplantae; Streptophyta; Magnoliopsida; Rosales; Rosaceae. The record is from RefSeq and is a predicted model, not a curated record.